This is a messenger RNA of Adineta ricciae, 624 nucleotides long. The record is from the annotation of a GenBank genome assembly. NCBI's taxonomy places the organism in Eukaryota, Metazoa, Rotifera, Eurotatoria, Adinetida, Adinetidae.
AUGGCUGAUUAUCUUGCGUCGAUAUUUGGUACAGAAAAAGAUAAAGUCAACUGUUCGUUUUUCUUCAAAAUUGGUGCCUGUCGACAUGGUGAACAUUGUUCGAAAUUGCACAAUAAACCGACGUUUAGUCAGACGAUUUUAUUGAAAAAUCUCUAUUUGAGCUUGGAGAAUAGUUCGCAAAAGGCGGAUAAAUCUUUUAUUGCCGAUGAUAUUACAGAAGAACGAAUCCAAGAGCAUUUUGAUGAUACAUUCGAAGAAUUAUUUGUUGAAUUAGAAAACAAAUAUGGAGAAAUUGAAGAAAUGAAUAUUUGUGAUAAUUUAUCUGAACACUUAGCUGGAAACUGUUACGCGAAAUUUCGUUACGAAGAAGAUGCAGAAAAGGCAGUUGUUGAUCUUAACAAUCGAUGGUUUGAUGGACGUGCUAUCUAUGCCGAAUUAAGUCCAGUAACAGAUUUUCACGAAGCUUGUUGUCGGCAAUAUCAAAUGGGAGAUUGUCCUCGAGGUGGAUUCUGUAAUUUUAUGCAUUUGAAACCCAUUUCAAAAGAUCUGCGUAAACGGCUGUAUCAACGACGUCAGAAGAGACUUCAAUCUCCGUCACACGAUUACGACCGUCGACAUUUUUAG